Molecule: messenger RNA, 1739 nt
Organism: Candidula unifasciata
Lineage: Eukaryota; Metazoa; Mollusca; Gastropoda; Stylommatophora; Geomitridae
Source: the annotation of a GenBank genome assembly
AAAUCAGUGGAGGCAGCCGAGAAAAUUGCAUCUGCAUACAAAUGGAACAACAAUUUGAAGAAAGAUGAUGUGACAUACAUGAAUGCCAAGGAGCUGGCGGAGAAGAAAAUCAACUUGACCUAUGACGAACAGUUUGGAAGGGAAGUGAACUUUGACUUCUCUAGUGUCCACAUUCCUGUGGAGAUAUAUGAUGGCAACAUUGAUAUUUUAAACGGACUUAACUGGACUGCCGGUCUGGAUGAGCAGUUUAAAAAGAACCAAGAAGAAGAUCCGGAUAUGCUGUGGCAGUAUUUUGGAUCUCAGUCAGGGUUCCUGAGAUUUUACCCAGCCGCACUGUGGCCAUCAAAAGGUGUUGAUCUGUAUGAUGUUCGUAGGCGGUCAUGGUACACCCAAGGUUCAAGUUCCCCUAAGGAUAUGAUGAUUUUAAUUGAUACAAGUGGCAGCACACAUGGUCAGUCUUUACAGCUGAUGCAGAAUUCUGUGAAGUCAAUACUUGAUACGCUGGGUGAGAAUGAUUAUGUCAACAUUGUUGCUUUUUCUGAACAAGCUAACUUUGCCAGCAGGUGCUUCAACCACACAGCCUUUGUCCAAGCCAAUUACAGAAAUAAACUGCGACUAAUGAAGGAUAUAGAUAAGCUGUUAGCAUCGGGACAGACAGACUUCAGUGAGGCCAUCAGGUUUGCUUUUGAAAAGUUUAAAGAGUUCAGUGAUAAUGCCUCCAACACAGACAGCAUUGGGGCCAACUGUAACAAGGUCAUCAUGCUGCUGACUGAUGGAGGUACUGAUACAGCUGAAGAGGUCUUUGAGAAGUACAACUGGCCGAACAAAACUGUGCGGGUGUUUACAUAUGCUGUGGGUGCCACUCCCAACCCAAUUAGUGCUCUCAGAUGGAUGGCUUGUGCUAACAGAGGUUUUUUCUCUCAAAUCCCUGCCAUGGGAGCUAUCAGAGCAAGAGUGCAGGCUUAUACAAGACAUCUCAGAGAGAAGGAAAUAGCUAAUGCAAAAGAGGUGGCAUUUGAGAUAACAAUUGAUCCAAGGGAGCUAGGGAUGAUGACAACAGUCACACGACCAGUGUACAAUUACAGCACAGAGUCGAUUCUCCUCUAUAAUUAUUUUACUGUGGUUCCCAACCAGACUAUUCCCCUUGGAGUGAUGGCCAUUGAUAUUGGGCCUAAUGGAUACUCAUUUGCCAUCAAUCCAAAUGGUUAUGUAGUUUUCCACCCUAAUUUGUAUACUUCCGGCAAAUUCAUGACUGAGCCACCCAACGUUGACCUGCUUGAGCUGGAAGUUGAUCAGAACAGUAAGGAACUCAAUGAUCUGAGAUCAGCCAUGAUUGAAGGUAACAAUGGAUCGGUGACGAUAUCCACCUACUUUUUAUCCCCUGACCAGCGUUAUGUCACCAAUGAUCAAGCAGACUAUGCAUAUGUUUCUAUAACUAACACCUCCUUCAGGUUGGGUUUGUGUGUUCCAACUUACCAGAAAAUGUAUCCCAGCUUCAGUGGAGAUAUACGCACGUUUGAUUGGUCUAAUGCUGAUUCCAGUGUUUUCAAAGUUCUGAUUGCACCAUGGAAUUAUCACAAGAAUAUGAAACGCAUGAAAGAUUUGACUGGCAGCUUGGAUGAUAUUGUUCACCUGUUACAGAAGGAUCCAGACCCAAAGAAUUGGAACCUGGACUUGUUGUACCACCUGUACUGGGAUGUCAUGCAUAUCGAACCACAGCUUGUUGCCUUUAUGAACAU